Messenger RNA from Laetiporus sulphureus 93-53, 870 nucleotides. RefSeq lists its product as uncharacterized. The coding region runs from base 202 to 663 and encodes 153 amino acids. The record is from RefSeq and is a predicted model, not a curated record. The transcript has a single exon. Lineage: Eukaryota; Fungi; Basidiomycota; Agaricomycetes; Polyporales; Laetiporaceae.
CGCUUGGGGGGGGGGGGGGGGGGUGAUUCUUCCGUGUUUAGCUCUAUCUUUGAUGCUCCGGUUCUGAAUCACGACUGUGUCUUCUUCAAACUUCAAGUCUUGCAUCGUGCCCGUCUUCCGUCUUACAUCUUAUAUCUUGUGUUUUCUUCCUGCCACCAUGAGUCUUUUCGUCCAUCGUGUAUCUCAUCGGCCUUCUGUCUCAUGUCUUGCUCAGCUUCAAUUUUUCUCCUCGACUUCCUUCUCCUCGACUUCCUCCGCGCCACUUGCAUUGUCUAUUUUUCUCCCGUCGGUUUCUUGCAAUCUAUCCGUUUAAUGUACUUAGCAUUCUCCAAUUUCCGCAUCGUCCACACGAAUUUGGCUUACCUCGCCUUUUUUUUAAAUCAGCAGCUUCACGAUAUCUUGUGUCGUCCACUGUGCACUUCUAGUCUGAGCCUUACUUCUAUUCGUCUCUUUUCCUUUCGUUCUCGUUGCAUCUUGAGCGCGAAGUUUCCCUUCCUAAGGUGUUGCACUUCGUUCUUGUGUGGCCUUCUCGCCAAGGGUCUUGCCGCCUUUCGUUCUAUCAUGGCUCUUGUAAUCUUUAGCCUUGCACCUUGCACUCUCUGUCGUCCUCCUAAAAUGUGUAUUAGUGUUCUGCAUGCUCUUCUAUGCCGCCUUGCGACUUGAUUCUUAAGGAUCCGGCUUCACCCCUUCAAGUUCGCCUGUCUUCUGUCUUCUCUUGGCUAUUUCGAGCCCUAGGUCUCCCGCUCUCUCCUCAUUUUGUGUUUCGCGGCCUUGAGUCUUGACUCUUGCUGUGUUCAGUUCUGCGCAUUGAAUCCUGCUCUCUUGAGCCUUGCGCGCUUGAGCCUCGCCGUCUUGGAAUGAACUUCUAUC